Molecule: messenger RNA, 1017 nt
Organism: Pomacea canaliculata
Lineage: Eukaryota; Metazoa; Mollusca; Gastropoda; Architaenioglossa; Ampullariidae
Exons: 1
Coding region: 1-1017 (338 amino acids)
Biological process (GO): G protein-coupled receptor signaling pathway
Cellular component (GO): plasma membrane
Molecular function (GO): G protein-coupled receptor activity
Source: RefSeq, a predicted model, not a curated record
AUGAACACCACAACAUGUGUGUCAGCCAGCUGUGUCUUCGCCCCACGGGACCAUCCAGGCGACAUCUUGUCUUACAAGGUCUACCUGACUGUGCUGUUUGUCUUACAAUGUGUCAUCGAACCUGUGGUUGUUGUGGUGGGCGUGCCGUCCAACAUCAUCAGCUGUGUGGUGUUCUGGCGCCAGGGACUCGGGGACCGCAUGAACGUGUGUCUGUUGGCGCUGUCGCUGGUGGACCUGUGUCUCCUGCUGGUGUCCAUGGUGUUCAGUGUUGUCUACUACCUGGGGCAAGUCGACCCUGUCAAAUAUGGAGGUCUCUAUGACCUACUCUUGGCUUCCUUCACUGGAGUCUGUCUGGGAUUUCGAAGUGCUUCAGGGUGCAUCACCAUGGUGAUAGCAAUUGAACGAUGCUUAUGUGUGCUCUUCCCGUUGAAGGCGGCCUCCUUAAUUAGUAGUUUUAACAUGGCGGUGAUUAUGGUUUGUAUUGUUUGUCUGAACCAUUUGGCGUUUUUGGUCGUGCCUGCAAAAUUUAAAGUAGUCAGAGUAAACAACAGCUCCUCAGAAACUGCCAUUUCUCUGUCUGAUUUCUACAUCAACGCCGGAUUAUUUGUCGAUAUUCUGGAAAACAUAGUUAUGAUGAGUGUGUUGCCGCUGACAACGUUUGUAGUCACGUGUCUGUCUACCUGUCUGACCGUGGUCAAGCUGAGAGCAGCCAUGACCUGGAGAGGUCAGACGAGCUCCAGCAAUGAGAAAGGUCAAGGGCGGCACACGACACUGACCAAGAUGCUCGUAAUUGUGUCUUGUGUCUACAUCCUGACCACCAUACCCUGGGUUGUCUUUUUUGUCGCCAUGCUGGUGGUAGACGGUUUCUCGUCCAGGGGACGCUACUAUAAUUUUUACUGGGCGUCAGCACAAAUCGCCAUUUAUCUGUCUUACAUGAACUGCUCGCUAGGUUUUUAUGUCUACUUCAACAGGUCGACCCGCUUCAGACGAGAUGUGUUUACCUUAUUUGGAUGCUAG